Molecule: messenger RNA, 3195 nt
Organism: Oenanthe melanoleuca
Lineage: Eukaryota; Metazoa; Chordata; Aves; Passeriformes; Muscicapidae
Gene: ELK3
Product: ETS transcription factor ELK3
Exons: 5
Coding region: 453-1673 (406 amino acids)
Biological process (GO): regulation of transcription by RNA polymerase II; cell differentiation
Cellular component (GO): nucleus
Molecular function (GO): DNA-binding transcription factor activity, RNA polymerase II-specific; sequence-specific DNA binding
Source: RefSeq, a predicted model, not a curated record
GGUGGCGGGGCGGGGGAGUCGCGGAGCUCGCUGCGAGCCGGCGGAGUGCCGCUGCCCGCUGUACUAUGCCUGUGUCUUGUGUUACAGCCAUGCUGCACAUCGGCGGCCAGAGCGAGGGGCGCGGGGAGGAAAAGGCUGUUUACACAGACUGCAAACCGCCCGGGGAAUAGUGCGGGAGAGGAAGUGAGCCGGGCCGCUGUCUGACUGCCCCGGCUUCCUGCUCGCUCCCUUCACGGGCAGGCUCACACACACACACACACAUACACACACGCACCGGCCCAGGGGAAAAAAAAAAAAAAAAAAAAAAAAGGAAAAAGGGAAAACAAAAUCAGGAUCUCAUUACUAGAGCAACAGAGAGCCUGCAGAAGACUGUCAGCAUGGAGAACCAGGGGAUUUUACUCAGCUCCCUCUAGACUUCCAGGAGAAAGGGAAAAGUCCCUCAGCCGCUGGGUAUGGAGAGUGCAAUCACACUGUGGCAGUUCCUUUUGCAGUUGCUGCUAGACCAGAAACACGAACACCUCAUUUGCUGGACGUCUAAUGAUGGAGAAUUCAAGCUGCUCAAGGCAGAAGAAGUGGCUAAGCUGUGGGGACUCAGAAAAAACAAAACUAAUAUGAAUUAUGACAAGCUGAGCCGGGCGCUCAGAUACUAUUAUGACAAGAACAUCAUCAAGAAAGUGAUUGGACAAAAAUUUGUGUACAAGUUUGUCUCCUUUCCUGAAAUUUUAAAAAUGGAUCCACAUGCUGUGGAAAUCAGCAGAGAGAGCCUUUUGCUGCAGGACAGCGACUGUAAGAUGCCUUUGGAGAGCAGGGAUCAGCACAAGCACAGCUUGUCAGCACUGAAAAGCACAAGCCGUAAUGAAUAUAUCCACUCUGGCCUGUACUCCUCUUUCACUAUCAACUCUCUGCAGAACCAGCCAGACCCUUACAAGACAAUCAAAACAGAAAAACUGGAGAAGUCAGAAGGAAACACACCAGUUGAAGAAGUCCGGACUGUUAUCAGAUUUGUGACAAACAAAACAGACAAACAAGUUACGAGGCCCAUGGUGUCGUUGCCUUCUACUUCUGAAACAGCAGCUGCCUCUGCUUUCCUCAACUCUUCAGUAUCAGCUAAAAUAUCUUCCUUAAUGCUACCCAACAGUGCCAGCAUUUCAUCUCCAUCAUCAUCCUCCUCCAGGUCACCAUCUCUGUCUCCCACCUCACCCCUCCCUGCAGAACACAGGAGCUUCUUCCUUGACUCCAGUUGCCACGACUCAGAUUCCCUUGAGCCUCUGAACCUCUCCUCAGGCUCCAAGGCCAAAUCCCCAUCUCUUCCCCCAAAGGCUAAAAAACCCAAAGGCUUGGAAAUCUCUGCCCCACCUAUGAUUCUCUCCAGCACCGACAUCGGUUCCAUCGCCCUCAACAGCCCCGCGCUUCCUUCGGGAUCCCUGACUCCAGCUUUCUUCACUGCACAGACCCCCAGUGGAUUAUUGCUGACCCCCAGCCCACUGCUGUCCAGCAUUCACUUCUGGAGCAGCCUUAGUCCUGUUGCUCCUCUGAGUCCUGCCAGGCUGCAGGGACCAAACACUCUGUUCCAGUUUCCAACUCUGCUAAAUGGUCACAUACCAGUGCCACUCCCCAGUCUGGACAGAGCCUCUUCACCAGUACUGCUUUCUCCAAAUGCUCAGAAAUCCUGAUGAUGCCUCACCACACCAAGGAUGUAUUGGUGGAUUUAACACUUCAUUCCUAUGGGCUAGUUUUUCCUGUGUCAUGAGAAGGACAUUGUGAAACCCUUUAUUACUUUGGUUUGCACUUUUCAUUACAUGGAUAAUCUACUUUUAUUAUGUUAGCAUUUUUCAACAGUGUUUAUAUAUAAAAAUAUAUAUAAAUCUGUUAUGCAUUAAAUGAAUUAUAAUUUUUUAUAUCAUAGCUCUCAAGUGUUGAACACUUCUGUUGUUGAUGAAGUACUUUUCUUAACGGAUCACAACAAUUUAUCUAUAGGGAUGUGAAGCUUCUUUUUAAUCCCUUUUUCCUGCAUAUUAUGCAUCGCGCUUGUGUAAACUAUAACCGGCUGUGCCUUCUUUUGCAUAAAGUCAUGUAAAUGAUUUAUAUAUUUUUUAGUAUUAAGAUAAAAAGUUGAAAGAAAAAAACUAGUACUGAACAGCCCUAUGGUAGUAUUUCAGUAUUUUCCCCACAAAUAGGCCAUAUGAUGCAGUGUAUUAAUGUAACUUUGUAUUAAGUGCUUUCAAAUUGUAUAAAAAUAGCCUUAUAAUUUUUCUUUGCCGAAGUGGAAAACGUAAUCCAUGUUCCAGCCAGGAGAUGUAGUUCAGAGUAACAAAGCCACAUUUACACAUUGAUGCCCAAAUUCUGACAAGCUGCAACAGGGAACUGGGCUGCGUAUGUUCAUGAGACGCUUCCAGCAUUUGAGAGUACUUCUGUAGAAAAGGAGACAUUGCUCAGAUUUUAUUUGGCCUAUACUUCUUAUGAACUGUCAAAAUUACAGCUGGAAAGAGUGCAGGUAAUCUCUGUCCUCCCAGGGAAUGAGGAUCAUUCCCAAUAAUUUCCAGGUGCUUUGUUCAGCUGUGCCAAGUGCCUUCUACUACUUCCCUGGAAAGACUAUUGUAGCUACUCAAGCUCCGCAGGUCACAUUUCCCCUUCCCCCAAAGCUGGAAAAGUUACAGGUCUGUAAACUGAUGCCUGGUGCUUGCAAGGAGGCAGAGAUGUACAUGUGGGAUGUUUAUGUAUAAACAGCUGAAUUCUGGAUGAAAAAACAGCACUGUGUUACUAUAUACUUGCAACUUGAAUUUACUGGGUAUGUCCUCUACCUUGAGGGGAUGGCUUAGUCAUCUAAAUGCCAGGUUAGGAUUAGGCCAGACUCCCUGGCACCACAGACUCUAAUCCUGGCAGGGCUGAUGCAAAUCUUCAGUUUCCUGAGGUGGCUAAAUUGGCUGGAAUGCAGCUUUACCGUGUCGGUUUUUCAGAUGAGACCUUAAAAGCCAACCCCAAAUCCGAUCCCUGUUUGUGACAGGUCAUUUCAACCUCAACUUUGCUUUCUGGCCAAGCAGCUGGCCACGGUCCGUUCUUUUUUGAAAUGUAUGCAGUGAGUUGUCUGCUGAUUUUCUGCUUGGAUGCAUUUCAGUGAUGAUGUGUGUAGUUAUUUGUAAAGUGCUUUUGGAUUCUUCAACCUGAAAGGUGCUAAAUAAACAUUUUAUUAAUGCA